AUGGUUGAGAACAAAUCAAACUCGGUUUCUACAGAAAACCAAAAGAAGAAUGAUCCAAAGAAGCCUGCCGAGGCAAAGGAGCCUGAGCUGACAAAGCAGUGUCUGACAAGACGGCGUAAAUUUAUUGAAUCAGCUUUAAAAACUAAUUGUAUACUGUCGCUGUCGUUUUAUAUUGAUACGCUUGUGAUUACUGAAAAUUUGCCUUUAUAUCGUGUAAUUUUUUACGGUUAUAUAAAGAAAAAUAACUAUAUAUAUAUAUAUAUAAACGUUUGUGUAGGCCGCCGCAAAGACUACGUUCUCUUACCGAUCUCGCGAAUUCGCGAAGUGCACCAGUCUUUACUUACUGUCCCAUUUACUGCGGCAUUACCUCUGUUUCAGGCUCCAUUCAUUCUGCUGUGGCAUCGUCCCGACGUUCUCGUGGCGAACGGACCAGGAAUCUGUAUACCGCUUAUUUUGUGGUCGUUCGUUUUCGCCGUGUUUUGCCUAAAGCGGCCUGUGAUAAUCUUCGUGGAGAGUUUCUGUCGGGUACAAACGCUUUCGUUGACGGCACGAUUUAUGAAGCCGUUUGUUGAUCGAUUAAUUGUGCAAUGGAGGCCGCUGCACGAAAGCUACAAGAAAGCGACACGAUACCAUGGACUCCUUGUGUGAUUCGGUGGAGAGCCUU
Molecule: messenger RNA, 664 nt
Organism: Varroa destructor (honeybee mite)
Lineage: Eukaryota; Metazoa; Arthropoda; Arachnida; Mesostigmata; Varroidae
Gene: Alg14
Product: ALG14, UDP-N-acetylglucosaminyltransferase subunit
Biological process (GO): dolichol-linked oligosaccharide biosynthetic process
Cellular component (GO): UDP-N-acetylglucosamine transferase complex
Molecular function (GO): N-acetylglucosaminyldiphosphodolichol N-acetylglucosaminyltransferase activity
Source: RefSeq, a predicted model, not a curated record